AAUUGGCUCUAUAAAUUAUGAAUAUAAAAUGAUUAUAUGAUAGUUAAUGUUAAAAUGAACAAUAUUGUAAAAAUAUAUUUUUACAUCUUUUACAUUAUCUUACAUCAUAGUUGUCAAUUUUAUUGUUUAGUUGUUAACGUAAAAGAUCAGGAUGGUGGUGUUAUAAAAGAAAUAAUAUAUGCAAAUAUAACAGAUGAUACAAUUACAGUAGAAUUACAACUUCCUGACUCUACAUUAAUUACACAACAUAUUGAUUUCAUAAAGGAAGUCCAAAUAGUACAAGUGUUGUUGCUCGGAGAAGAAGAACGUGGUCAAAAACCAUAUCAAAUACUUUGUUUUGUGAAUCAUGUUCAAGCAAAUGAAUUUAUUUCCCCAGAUGCAAUGUCAAAACUCAGACAAAAAAAUCCUGGUACAAUUCGAGUUGCAGAAGAUAAUAAAGGUGUAUUUAAUGUUACAAUAGAUAUGAGAAUUAAAUUAAAAAAUAGCAUUUAUAUUUCACAACAUGUUGGAUCAUUAUGUUCUGAAGCACUAGAUACAACAUUUACUAGCAAAGUUGACAUAGAUAAAUGGGCUACUGUACCAGGCAUGUAUUUGGGAAAUUUGUUACAAGCUGUUGAAUAUAUUAAUUAUAAAGCGCCAAACAUUAAUUUAAAAUUAUGUCGAGAUACAGGAAAAGUCUGGUCACACUGUUUAUGUACAAUGAAAAUUUUGCUUUUUCUUUGAAUUUGCGAAAUUGUGAGCAACCGAAGUAGAGGAAUGUAAGGCAAAACAAGAAUUAGAAAUAUUCAUGAAAAAAAGAAAAUACAGUUAAAUGAUGUCGACAAAAAAGCUUCAGUUAAUACCUGUAAUGCAGUUGAUAAGGCUCCUGUUUUAACAGAUAUAAUUGGAAUUAGAGUAAGCUUAGUUGGUUUAGAUAUGUUUUUUCAUGUUUAAAUUAUUAUAUUCAUUAUAAUAAUUAUUUAUAAAAAGUAUAAUAUCAACUGAUUUAAAAGC
Molecule: messenger RNA, 993 nt
Organism: Melanaphis sacchari
Lineage: Eukaryota; Metazoa; Arthropoda; Insecta; Hemiptera; Aphididae
Gene: oaf
Product: out at first protein
Exons: 6
Coding region: 37-723 (228 amino acids)
Source: RefSeq, a predicted model, not a curated record